AUGCAUAAACAAGAGUUCUUGGAGUUGUACGAGGCAGCACUUCGAGCGGCUAAGUCUGUGAGAGAUGUUAACAAUUCUCCAGAGGUUUCGAGGUUUGUGGACGCCAUGAAACGUUUGAAACAAGCUCCUAAGUCCCUUGCUUGCGACGUGGUCUGCACAAACUCCGUGGGCAAAGGUUUGAGAUUCUUCAACGAUCACAAAAACCCCCAUAUUCGAAAGGAAGGAAGGCUUCUUUGGAAUCUUUGGCUGCAGAUUCUUUACGCUUCGGGUAGAGAACAAACCCGUGAUGGAGCAGCUCCGGUCAAGACUCCCACGGAUUCAACAAUGAAGAGGACUGGAGAUCCAAAGCGAGACAAAGUGCGUGAGAUUCUUCAAACAUCGUUGGCUAAAGUUGCUUCUGAGGUUUUUGAGACGGAGAUGAAGAUAAGAGUCACCGCUUGUGAUCCUUGGGUUGUGGCUGUAUCUGUGGAAUCUGCAAUGUUUGAGAAAUUAGGCUGGUUCAUGGGACCUCAAAAAGCUAAGUACCGUUCUAUUCUCUUCAACAUGGGAGAUACCAACAAUCCAGAUUUGAGGAGGAAAGUGUUAAUUGGAGAGAUCAGUGGAGUGAGACUCGUGACAAUGGAGAGACAAGAGCUGGGGAGUGACAAGGUUCAGAAGGAGAUCCAAAGGAUUAAAGACAGGGCAAGAUUGAAGGAAGAAAGCCGAAUUAAGGUGCUUCAGUCAGCUGAUCUGAUCAUGACUUAG
This is a messenger RNA of Capsella rubella, 744 nucleotides long. RefSeq names its product transcription elongation factor TFIIS. Gene Ontology annotation, cellular component: nucleus. NCBI's taxonomy places the organism in Eukaryota, Viridiplantae, Streptophyta, Magnoliopsida, Brassicales, Brassicaceae. The transcript has a single exon. Bases 1 to 744 code for a protein of 247 amino acids. The record is from RefSeq and is a predicted model, not a curated record. Gene Ontology annotation, biological process: DNA-templated transcription.